UUUUGCAUAGACAGCCGGCAACACAUCCUGAAUAUUGAACAUGAAGCGCUUACUUUCGUCUUCAGUCAACAGCAAACAAAAUCCCGAUUUCUUUCUAGAGAAUUGAGCGAUCUCCUUUACUCAGAAACCUGAAAGCCUUCCUUCGUACAAAAAUGUUGUCAUUAAGGAUCAUAGCAGUUUUUGUACUAGUAGUGUUUUUUGGGCUCUGGUCAUCAGUGUUGUGUCUGCCUGUGAAGCAACAAAGUGGCGCCCAACACGACAACACGACAGAACUACAUAGUAAUUCUACUUCACAUUCACCACAUGAGAAGUCCACAUUUAAAGUAGCGACCGUUGAUUUUAACAAUGUUGCUGGUCCUUUCACGAUCAUGCUAUGGAUCCUGAUAGCAAGCUUCGCAAAACUCGGGUUUCAUAUGUCUUCAAGAUUGUCUUCAUUAUUCCCAGAAUCAAGUUUGGUAAUUCUUUUAGGAAUUCUUAUUGGUGGUAUACUCAAAGCUAUUGAUUUUCAUGUACCAGUGUUCACCUCUAGAGUGUUCUUCCUUUUCAUGCUUCCUCCUAUUGUACUUGAAGCUGGCUACUUCCUUCAGGACAGRGCCUUCUUUGAUAACAUUGGUACUAUUCUUCUCUAUGCUGUAGUGGGAACCUUAUUUAAUGCCUUUGCCGUAGGGCUCUCUCUCUAUGGAUUAACCAAGAACGUGGUUCAUCUGUCUCUUAUGCAGUGUUUGAUAUUUGGAGCACUGAUAGCUGCUGUUGAUCCWGUAGCUGUAUUGGCUGUGUUUGAAGAAGUCAAGGUUAAUGUGAUGCUCUACAUAUUGGUGUUUGGAGAAUCMCUUGUGUUCUUGGGUAUUGCCAAYUUCCUUGUCGUCAGCUUGGGCGGCACCUUAAUGGGGGCACUCUGGGGUUUUGCAACAGGUUUUGCUACUAAAUUUACAGACCAUGUGAGAGUUAUUGAGCCCAUCUUUGUGUUCGUGAUGAGCUACCUGUCAUAUCUUUGUGCUGAAAUGUUUCAUCUUUCUGGAAUUAUGAGAAUAAAUAWUUGCAUUAUUUCUAUACCAGGUGUUGCAAUACUGACAUAUCUAGCAAACCGUUUUGGCAGACUGAAUAAGCUAUCAGCUGUCGACCAGUUUAUUAUGUCUUAUGGUGGAAUUAGAGGUGCUGUGUCAUUCUCUUUGGCUAUUCUUCUCUCUGAGGAACACUUUCCUCUCAAGAAUAUGAUUGUUACCACGACUAUAGUUACAGSAGUUUUUACGAUAUUCUUCCAAGGAACGACCAUCAAACCACUAGUCCGGGUUCUAAAUGUCAGGCUCCAUGGUGAAGAAGGACCUGACAUGUAUGCACAACUCAACGACAAGUUGUUAGAUCACUUAGUCGCAGGAAUGGAAGAAGUAUCAGGUCAUCGUGGGCAUACCUAUUACUGGGAGAUGUUUGAGCACUUUCAUAAUCGUUUCCUCCGAAAAUGGCUGGUCAGAGAGAACGAGAGUAUAAUCAAUGAUGACGAUAUCUUGCUUGCCUACCGUAAACUUGAAUACAAGGACGCGUUAACACACUUGGAAAGAGAAGGGAGUGGUUCCUUACUUUUUGCCAGCCCAUCUGGACAUCAUUUGAAAGCGUUAGAUCACACAGCUUUGGCAAAUGAGGGAGAUCUAGAUAGCGAAUCCCUAUUACUAAGGGGCGGCACCUUUCUUCGUGUUCCAGACUUGGUCUUACGAGACCUCAGGUCCUCUACAGAACCUUCGGAAAGUAUCACAAUUUCGGAAACUCCACACAAUCUCAGCAAUAUCUUAUCAAGAUCGAGAAAGACUUACAGCCAUCGGAAGUUUCAACGUAACAACAUUUUGGAUGAUUACGUGGACAGCAGUAUGACACCAAGCUACCUUCUUCCAUAUCAUGCUCCUCAGUCACUACGCUUCAAAGUUCCUUCAACGUCUUCAGAAUCRAGGUCACACAAACAUCGCCGACAUCACAAAAAGAAAGGCCAUCGCAAGAAACACGGUUCGGAACCAUUCCAAAAAAAGAAAAAACUGUCCACGAUUUUUGAGCCCGAAGAAGGUGAAGGAAAAGCCGAGGAAAGAGAAAAUGAAAUUGAGGCAGCGAGACCGCAAGGCAUUAAAGAGGAUGCCGAUGAAGGGAUAUCGUUUGUUGCCAGUGGUGUUCGAUGGAAAAUUGGCCGCACGCUUUCGGUGGAGGAGACAGAAACAGAUAAACUCAUUCCAAGGGUUGUUGUAGAAAGAGCGAAUGAAGAAGAGAGUGAUUCGAGCUCAAGUGAAUAUGAAAGUACGGGCGAUGAACUGGAAAAACAGGAUGAAUUGGAAACAUCGCCAAAAGAAAAAACUGAGCCGGAUUGUGAAGGUUUUGAACCUCCUGCAGAACCACAGGCUACCCAAGAGGGAUAUAUUUCAGACGAGCGGCAAAAURCAGAAGACAACCCUAUUGAGUCUAUACCCCUCGUGUCGUUCGUUGUAGACAUAGAGGAUGAAACACCAGACAUUAAGAGGGGAGAUGAUAGAGAUUCCGAGUUAUAGCGACUACAGUAGCUGUAGAAGAUACAGGAAAAGACAAGGAAGUGUUUAGUGUACACAAUAUAAUAGACUUUUCGAGGUUGAGGGCCGUAAUGUUUUCCUGAAUGACGUCAUGUCCGGUCUCGUGUGAAAUUUUUACCAGAUUCAGUUGAACAUGGCGGAGAGUGUUAGCUUUUCACUGAAGGCUGGUAAUGGGUUUCUCCAACUGAUUUAUUAARUAUAAAACCAAGUAACUAAUCAUACUAGACUAUCAUUUAGUUUAGUAUCGUUUGUUUGUUUACAGUUAAAA
Messenger RNA from Actinia tenebrosa (Australian red waratah sea anemone), 2808 nucleotides. RefSeq names its product Na(+)/H(+) exchanger beta. Gene Ontology annotation, cellular component: plasma membrane. Lineage: Eukaryota; Metazoa; Cnidaria; Anthozoa; Actiniaria; Actiniidae. The record is from RefSeq and is a predicted model, not a curated record. Gene Ontology annotation, biological process: sodium ion import across plasma membrane; potassium ion transmembrane transport; proton transmembrane transport. Gene Ontology annotation, molecular function: potassium:proton antiporter activity; sodium:proton antiporter activity.